Messenger RNA from Eruca vesicaria subsp. sativa (arugula), 1011 nucleotides. The record is from the annotation of a GenBank genome assembly. NCBI's taxonomy places the organism in Eukaryota, Viridiplantae, Streptophyta, Magnoliopsida, Brassicales, Brassicaceae.
CGCCUAGUGUAUGUAUAUAUACUCAGCCUAGACAUGGUGUACCUUUGUAUCUUAUUUUGAAUCAAUCAACAAUGUCCGCACUCAUGAGAUUGGAUGGUAAGAUCGCUAUUAUAACAGGUGGAGCCAGUGGGAUUGGAGCUGAAUCCGCUAGGCUGUUCACCGAGCAUGGAGCCAAGGUGGUCAUCGUUGACUUACAAGAAGAGCUUGGUCAGAAAGUGGCCUCGUCUAUCGGACCAGACAAAGCAUGUUUUUACCGUUGCGACAUAACAGACGAGACACAAGUGGAGAACGCCGUUAAGUUCACGGUCGAAAAAUAUGGAAAGCUUGAUGUCCUGUUUAGUAACGCCGGUGUCAUGGAACAGCCAGGAAGCAUCCUCGACUUGGAUCUCAAACAGUUUGACCGGACAAUUGCAGUCAACGUCCGCGGCCCGGCAGCGUUUAUCAAACAUGCAGCCCGUGCGAUGGUGGAGAAGGGCACGCGUGGGUCAAUAGUAUGUACGACGAGCGUAGCGGCGGAGAUCGGUGGUCCUGGACCUCACGUGUACACCGCGUCUAAGCACGCACUUGUAGGGCUGAUAAGAACGGCAUGCGGCGGGCUGGGGAAGUACGGGAUAAGAGUCAACGGCGUUGCACCGUACUGUGUGGCGACGGGGAUAAAUAGCCGUGACGAGGAAACGGCGAAGAUGGUGGAGGACUAUUGCGCCGCCACAGGGAUAGUCAAAGGUGUGGUGCUCAAGGCUAGCCAUGUGGCUCAAGCAGCUUUGUUUUUGGCGUCGGAUGAUUCAGCUUACGUUAGCGGGCAGAAUCUGGCAGUCGAUGGUGGUUACACCGUGGUUAAGCCCAUGUGAAGAAAUUAAUAAAAAUAUGUUUCUUUGGCCGCAGGCUCUUUCGUUUUGAAUAAUUCUGUAUUGUCUCCCAUAUCUAUUCGGUAUAAUUAUUGUUACUUGAAAUAAAAUUCCGUGUAAUAUCAUGCCCAAUGCUAUAUUAAAAAGAAAAAAAUAUCAUGCCCAG